GCACAUUAUGGACGCGCUCACACGAUGUACAGGACAUGCGGACAUGCCGGUUCCGCGUGUGCUGGGUCUGAGCGGCUGUUUGAAAUCGGCGGAAAUGAGGCGCAGCAGAGCCCCAGCAGAGGGCGCACACAGCGCCACCUCUGCCGCUCUGCGAUUCAGCACGUUUGACAUUUCGGCAGUGCGUGUGAAUCUGCCGGCCGCUGAAGGUUCUGUCCUUUGCUACAUAGAUUAGCAUCGUUGUCAUCCCGAAUAACUGGUUUAUUCAGCGAAUUAGCUUUAUGUCAUCGAUGUCAUUCAAUUUGAAGGUGCUACAGAAGAGGGGGUAUGGCAUGUCACCAGUAGAAGAAAAAGAGAUGACUGCCCUGAAGCAGUGUGUCCAGGCCCAGACCCAGCUGGAGCAGGCCAUUGCUGGGGUGAUGAAAGCUGAGGCACAGCUCAGGAGUAACUCAAGAGAGGUGAAGUCCCAGCUGCACAGCUGUAUCAGUAGACAUCUGGAAACCCUGCGCACACGUGAAGUCUGGCUGCUGGAGCAAAUCGACUUGGUGGAGCAGCUUAAAGGAGAAGCUUUACAGCAACAGCUUCAGCAGCUCCAUUGGCUCCAGGGCCAGUUUGACAUUCUCAUUCAUCAGCUGGAGAAUUCCAACAGCAACGACCUGGCCAACCAGCUCACUAGCUGUUUGGAAAAGUUUUCUGGACUAAAUCUGACUCCUGAAGAAACACCAGAGAUGAGUUUUGAAGCUGAUGCCCGUUCCUUGCGCCAGGCUAUUACAUCUUUUGGGACCAUUUCCACACAGCAGAUAAAAAGUCCUGCUCUCAGCCUGACAACUCAAAGUUCAGUGUCCUCUGAGAGAAACUGGCUUUUGCAGAGCUGCCCCAUCAGCACCAAGAGACAGAAGCUGGACUCAGAAUGGGAAGUGCCUCUUGCACAGUGGCUUUUUGGCAGCCGUCCUGUAGCAAGUGCUCCAGUUGGAUACCAGUCCAGUAAGAAUCCACAGGAUUGGCUGCUGGCCCCUAAAGAGAAACCUCAGGUAUACCGCCCACUUGUCCAGUUUGACUUCCAGAAAGCCUGGGGUCAACUUAAAGAUCUAGAAGUGUGGCUCCUGAAGGAGAAGUCCCCUCUACGUGAGCGUGCCAAUAGCAGUGCCAGCAGCAGCAGCAGCUCUGCCUUCUCAAUUGAGAAGAUCGAUGAGAGUGACUUUCUGGACAUGGAGGAAGAGGAUGGAGUUCAGACUGAGAACAACGAGGAGAUCGCUGACACAGAAGUGCUUAGUGACUGGCUCAUCACCCCAAACACCAGCAACACCAUGACCAACCCCCUGUCAGAUGCAGACCGCUGGAAGCAGGUGUUUAAACCCUUCAACGAAAGCUUCUCCACCACUGAAUGGCUCCCCAAGUCAGACUGCGGGUCUUGUUGCGGCUCCCGCACCAAAUCUGUGGAGAUUGAGAACCUAGGAAAGCUCAAAUGCUUGAAGACUCCCCCAGCUUCAGCUGCCAGCACUCCCGCUCCCUCUCCUGCUACCCCCGCCCCUAUCGAAAUGUGGCUCCAGCAGACCAUUCCUUUGGAAUCCACAUGCAAAGCCAACGAAACCUGUACCAGUUUUUCUCAGUGCGUUUGUGACAACAACUGUGGGAAAGAAGCCUUAAGUGCCUGGCUCCUCAAGAAAGAAGGCAGAGAUAAGAACGGCAUGCCAGUGGACAAGAACGUCGCCAGCAAAUCGGCCAUCUUUCAGCAGCAGGAGCAGCAACAGAAGGUGCAGGCCAUCCUGGAAGCCUGGCUUCAUCCCAGCAAAAUCGCUGCCGCCACUCCAGCCUUAUCCUCACUCUCUGCUUGGGUUUCCCCGUGUGCUCAAGGGGGCGAGAAAGCCAGUUGUGAGGAGAAGAGCUCCAGUUGUGACCUCAAAUCCGCAGCCAAAGAGUCCGACAGCCCCUUUCACAAACCUCUUCAGGCUGAGAGCUGGGUCGUACCAGAGAAAACAAAGACGCACAGCAAACCGGACACGCCAGAGCCAGCCAGCACAGAGUCCGAGGAGGACAAGUGGCUUCUACGCAAGAAAGCCAAUGCACAGGAGAGACUCGUUCUUCCCACAGUAUGUGAUUUAUUUUCCUGUCUGAAACUUGACGGGGAUAAGGAAAAGUGGCUACACAGAGCACCUAUACAGAUGUGAAAACUGCAUCAGUUUCACUAGGCCUUUGGUGGACCCACUGAAUUGCUGAUCAUCGCACACAAUUUCUUCAACUGCCUUACUUAUCACAUUCUGUAGGGUUGUCUGUAGGGAGUUCUCUCUCUCUACUCUAAUGUUUCACUGCUUAGCUAGAUAGUAAACAGGUAUUUGCUUAAAAUUGUGUUCUCUGAGAAUAGGUUUUCGGGGCACUUCACACUUUACUAAUUUGUGGUGAAUUUAGUGGGGAAAUUUCAAGGAUACUCCUAUGCAUUGAAAUUUCUAAAUGCAGUGCCAACUACCUGCAACAGAUUUGAAUGGACCAGAUUGGUGCACAAAAAAGAAUAACUUUUUUUUGCUCUGGUAGGAUAAAAAGGAUGAAUGUUUAUUUUAAUAAUGUAAGUGUUUUAGGAUGCUUGUUUUUCUGAAUGAGUUGAUCCUGUACACAUAGAAGAGGACAGACCCUUAAGCAGAGAGUUCAUUCCAUUGACCCAAAACCCAGUUAUACCUUUUGUCUAUUAGCUUAAAAGCUAGUUUUGUUUUUAUUUAAAUUUUUGCAGUGGGAUAUGAUGCCAAAUAGUUGAAUAAGCAUAUAUUGCCCAAUGUGCAGUUGCCAUCUAGAACUAGUCAGGGUAUUCGGCAUAUUUCUUCUAUGGUGCGUGGAAUACGUAAACAAAUUCCACAAUAUUUUGCACACAUGAUCAUUCUGAGCAUUUUAACAGCUGUAAAACUCUGUGCUUGAAGUUUGCCACAGUGUAUUAGGUGAAUCUGAAUAUGUGCUUGUUCUGGGAACACAUGGUGAAUAGACUGUUCUUGCUUGUCCCGAAGGCCUAAAAUACAAUGUGGCAAACGUUCAUCACAAAAUCAUUAUAAAAUGUAUUUAUCAAAAAUAACCACUUUUUUCUUCUGCUGCUCUGCCACUGAUCUCAAAGCUUGUGCUGGACUGGAAAGCAUGGGCUUGAGUGGGCGAUACAAUAGUUCUUUUCUGUAGUCACUUUUAAGGCUUUAAACAUUUUAUUUUGCAGUUAAUGAUCCAAGAAAUGUUUGGGUCUGUAUUAUGCCCCCCACCACUAAAGGACCAAGGGUCUUGUCUUCAAAUCACUUCACUUAAAUGUGAAGAGUUUUUAGGAUUCCUUUCUUAAGCCCAUGCUUUCUUUUUAAAGUGCAGCACUAUAGAGUAUACUCAACUUUUAACUAACCCAUAGGCUUAAGCUAUUUGGAAUAAUACUGCUUUCCUGCUUUCUGUCCUCUGUUGUGAUCCCUGUACUAUAUUUAUCUAUUGACUAUUGAUUAAAUAAAACAGUAAAAGUA
Molecule: messenger RNA, 3470 nt
Organism: Astyanax mexicanus (Mexican tetra)
Lineage: Eukaryota; Metazoa; Chordata; Actinopteri; Characiformes; Acestrorhamphidae
Gene: ncoa4
Product: nuclear receptor coactivator 4
Exons: 10
Coding region: 279-2165 (628 amino acids)
Biological process (GO): intracellular iron ion homeostasis; response to hormone
Molecular function (GO): transcription coactivator activity
Source: RefSeq, a predicted model, not a curated record